CUGAUAUAGAUGAGCUGGACAAUGAAUUUGAUACCAUAAUCUGAUUUUAUGCUAAUGUCUGCUCAAUAGAUCUCCCGUUAAACAGAAAAUGAAAUUAAAGGAACAAAUAUAUUCAUAAUGUGAGACUUUUAAAUGUGGUGUACAAUUAGGCACAGUUUUACAAGCAUAAUGAAUUGGUGGUAAUAAAAAAUAACCUUUUUUGUUAAUCCUUGAAAAUAUAUUUAAUGUUCAAGCUCAACCUUUUUAAUGGACUGCUGAAAAAGAUUUGAAUUUGAGGGACCUGAGAAUUUUAGCAUAUCCUAAACUUUGGUGGAUUGCGAAUACCAAACAUAACAUUAAAUAAGGAAACAUGUCCUCACUAUGCUCACCACUUCAUCAGUUUUAUUUUGUGUAAUUUCAGAACCACUAGGAUACAUCAAUAUUUUUGUGAGCUUGCUGUUCUCCAUAAUAUUGGAAUGGCCUAAAUUGGGUAGAAUAACUAGAGUUUUUUCUCUACUGUUCCAGUAGUGUUGUCAUCCUUACAGUUUGAAUCCAAACUCAGUGCACUUCUGAUGUUCAGCAAAAUGUGUCCAACUGAUAUCUGAGCCUGCUCCUUCCCAUUAGCUCUGAGAUGAUGCCCUUUCCUAUCAGCUUCACUUGCUUCCGAGUUUGUAAUGUAUAUAGAAGGCAAUAAACCACCUUUUAUCCACAAAGAUGCAGGUGCAUCUACCUGGCUUGCUUGCUGUGGAAACUACUCCCCUCUGCUCUACUUUAAUGUCUUGACCUCCAGAGAUUUGUGCAUUAACUCUUGAGAAGCACAUGGGUUUUACUUUUCUUUUUACUCUUUUUAUGUUAAUGGCCAGGGAGAAUGGGAAGAAUGCGAGUGAGUGAAUGCCCUCUUUGAUCCGUGUUGCUCCUGAGCAUAAUCUGCUAACCUGGCAGGCGCCAGGCACAAGAGGAAUUGCUGCCCCUAAGUAGGAAGAAACUUCAGCCACUUUGCAAGCAGUUGCUUGCAGUUUACUCAUUGGUUUUGGGGCAGCGAGUGGCUGAGAGAGCCUCGUCCCCCUGCAGAAUAGGGCAGCUGGACACGGCGUGGGACCAAUCACCUGCUGUUCACGUAAAAGGAAUUGUUCUUUUAAGCCCGGAUAACCUGAAAUUGUAAGGUUGUUCUACCCAUAUCUGAAAAAUACACAAUGAAGUGUUUACCCUAAAAACUGUACAACUGUGGCAUCUGGUUCUCUACAGAGGGACUGCGGCAGGAGCCGCCUCCAGAAGCCAUCUCCAGAAGGCAUCUCCUGAGGACACCAGGACGUGUUUUUUGCUCUGAAAUCUGCAUUGACCAUGUCUCCUCCAGUCCCUUCAGACCUGGGCUACGUGCCUCCUGAUGGCGGAUGGGGCUGGGCAGUGGUGUUCGGAGCCUCCAUCUCAGUGGGGUUUGCAUAUACCUUUCCUAAAGCUUUCACAAUCUACUUCAAAGAGCUUCAGGCUGUUUACAGCAUCUCCUACAGCCAGAUUGCCUGGAUAACGUCCAUCAUGUGUGCUACCACCUACGGAGGAGGUCCCAUUAGCAGUAUUUUAGUAAACCGCUAUGGCAGCCGACCUGUGGUUAUAUUUGGAGGCCUGCUCUGUGGUGUUGGGAUGGUCUCAGCUGCCUUCUGCACCAGCAUCCUGCAGCUCUACAUCUGUGUGGGAUUCAUUACAGGACUUGGCCUUGCCCUCAACCUUCAGCCAUCAGUGAUAAUGAUAGGGAAAUACUUUCUGAAGAGAAGACCCAUUGCAAACGGCCUUGCUAUGGCAGGCAGCCCUGUGAUGCUUUGCACCCUGGCUCCUCUCAACCAGUUCCUUUUUGACAAUUUUGGUUGGAGGGGCAGCUUUUUAAUUCUUGGGGCAAUUUUAUUAAACUGCUGUGUGGCAGGAGCUCUCUUCCGACCCAUCGGGGCAGCCACAGCGUCAGUCAAAAUCCAGACAACUGAGGAAGGGAAAGGCACUCUGAAAGAACAGGACACUAAGGAUGCCAUGGAAAUGAGUGGCCCCACGAAUGUCGCCACGGAGACCAAAACAGAAGAGGAAGAAGGAAAGGACUGUUGUGAAAAAAUCAAUCAGUACCUUGAUUUCUCCCUCUUUAAGCACAGAGGGUUCUUGAUUUACCUGAUCGGAAAUGUACUCAUGUUCCUGGGUUUCUUUGCCCCCAUUGUUUUUCUGGCACCUUAUGCAAAGCACAUCGGCAUUGACGAAUAUUCAGCUGCUUUCCUCCUUUCGAUUCUUGCUAUCGUGGAUAUGAUUGCCCGACCUACCACUGGCAUCAUUGCAAACAGCAAGUGGGUGAGGCCACGAAUCCAAUACUUUUUCAGCUUCGCUAUUACUUUCAACGGCACCUGCCACCUUCUGUGCCCGCUGGCUUCUGGCUACAAGGGGCUCGUUGUUUACUCCAUCUUUUUUGGCUUGGCCUUUGGCAUGGUUUGUGCCAUGCUUUUCGAAACCCUCAUGGACCUUGUGGGAGCUGCCCGCUUCACAAGCGCUGUUGGCCUGGUCACCAUUGCGGAGUGCUGCACGAUAUUGCUGGGACCGCCUAUUGGAGGAACUCUCAUUGAUACCUUUGGGGACUAUAAAUAUAUGUUCAUUAAAUGUGGAGUUGUGAUGGUCCUGGCAGGAACCUUCCUGUUCAUCAUGAAUUAUUAUAAUUAUCGUAUGCUUGCCAAGGAGGAGAAGGAAAGAAAGGCAAAAGAAGAGGACCCUAAAUCUGUAAGGACAGAAAAUGAAGGCAGAAAUAACUGGAACAAAGAAACCACACAGGAUGGGCCUGAGCUGGAACCUUUAAGAGAGGAACAAGAAAGACUAAAAAAGGAAGUAAAUGGCACAAAUGAGGUUUAAACCUGUUCUCAUAGGCUGAAUGGGAAAUUACUUCUGGGUUACUUUCCCCAGCUGUGAAAUCUCACUAUGUUUUUAAAUUUUGCCCUAUGCUGUGUCAUGUGCAUCCUCUUUGAUGUAGGACAAGACUAGAAGAGAACAAGUCUAGUUUCUUAUAAAGUGCUGUGACACACAGUGCAGUAUCCAUUUGUCUACCAAAGGUCCCGCAACGUUUUUCUUCAGAUAUUUCACAUUUCCCAGAGGGGCUGAGUAAGGGUGUAACUGAUACCCCACUUUUAUUCCCUGUACUACAGCUGUACUCAGGCCUGUGGCCAUCAGAGUCAAUGCAGGGCCCUUCCAGCAGCCUGAAAGGGCUUUGCAUUGAGUACUGUGGUGGCUGGAUCUUCUCAUCAUGCGGUCAAAAUUCUUUGACUAUUUUUGACUGCAGUGUCAGAAUUGUCCCAGGGAUUUGGUGCUGCCUUCAACUGGCAGCUGCACUGUGACUUGCAUCUCUGGGUCAUGGAAAAGUAAAACAGACCUUAUACUCAUCUUGAAUCCACCAUGAGAGAGUUGCUUGAAGAGAAGAAGGGCAGUACAGAUCUGCUUGGGAAGUGGCAGCAAGGCAGCCAGUCCUUCUGGGUGGUACAUGCUAGGAAGGAACUAGAAACUAGGUGGUUCAUCAUGGCUUGACCAGGGACUUUCUCAGGGACCUCUGCAUUUACAAAAUGCCUUGAGAAAGGUGAUGUUAUGCAGAGGGCCAGCACAAGGCCAACAUGUUACAGGAAUCCUUCUUCCAGGUCCUUUGUCUGUGCAGGGCAGAAAUUUAGUUUUAAUAGGUUUAAACUUUGAUCUACAUUCAAACAGCAAAAUUCUUUAAAAUUUUCCCUAGGAGGUUACAAAGUCCUUAUUAUCCAAUAUCUGAGUGCCUCACUGGUUUUAGCAUGCUUUUUAUUUUACAACACUCUAGUGAGGCAGUAAGUGUUGUUACUAUUAAUUAAUUUUGCAAAUGAAGAACUGAAGCACAGAGGAGCUAUGGGCAUUAUUACAUCAGUAAUAAAGCUUAGGCAUGCCAGACCUGAAAUGGGAUCCACUGCCCUGAAUUGGGUGCCUCAGCCAUCUACUUGAAGCAAAACACUGGCAGCUGAGGUAGGGGGCUGAAAUCCCACCUGCUGAGCACAGGUGUCCUGCUAGAAAAUACGAAAUGCCAUGGAUAGUCAUGCAUUAAACCACAGCCCUCUCUGCCCUUGCACAUCAUACUACUCAGGAUUAAUUAUUUUAAACACUGUUUUAGAGCCGUGACCUCAUGUUGUGUUUUUUUAACCUGAUUGAGUUGCAUCCAUCCUGGAGGAAAUCCAACACGGCUGCCCCCCACCUUGUCUGGGCCAGGUUAGGCACCUCCCUGGUGGUAGCACUGCAAUACCUGGUGGUGUCAUGCCAUCCAGUUUCAGGAAAUAAAGUUUCCCCAGGUCACUGAUGCACAGCUGAAACUGAGGCCAUGCAGGAGCCUCUCAUCCAGUGGUAAUAAUUGUGAGCUGGGAAGAUCUGGACUCUGACAGCAAGCACUGAUAUAUUUUAUAAUCAGCAGCUGUUGCUGAAGAGCCCUGGAUGCUGAACAUGGCAUCAUGUAAAUGAAUCAUUGGCCUUUUGUGGAUUUAGCUCCAAGUGGCUGGAUUAAAAACAAGGACUUCUGAGGCAAAUCACCCAAAUCUGAAGCUAACACCAGGCUGUAGACUAGGUCUUCUCUUUCUUUGAUUCAAUGGCACCCUUAUGUGAUCACAUGAAGUUUUUUUACAUGACUUCGUCACUGAAGAACUGUAUUUAGUCAUCACUUGUAUAAACACUGUGAAGAAUGGCUUGUAAAAAUGCUUUCAUAAAUGCUAUAUGCUUAAAUUUAGAUCACUCAUAUCUUCUUGCACAAAACCUUUUCUGUGAAACCUUUUGUUCCACUAAAGAAUAAUGGUCUUUGGCCAUUGACUUCAGUGGGAAUUAAAUUUUAUCCUUAUGUAGUAUCUUGCAUUUUCCCUGAAAAAUAAAAUCUGUACAAUAUA
This is a messenger RNA of Columba livia (rock pigeon), 4874 nucleotides long. Its product is annotated as monocarboxylate transporter 2. Gene Ontology annotation, cellular component: plasma membrane. Gene Ontology annotation, biological process: monocarboxylic acid transport; transmembrane transport. NCBI's taxonomy places the organism in Eukaryota, Metazoa, Chordata, Aves, Columbiformes, Columbidae. The record is from RefSeq and is a predicted model, not a curated record. The transcript has 5 exons. Bases 1321 to 2850 code for a protein of 509 amino acids. Gene Ontology annotation, molecular function: monocarboxylic acid transmembrane transporter activity.